This is a messenger RNA of Ilyonectria robusta, 1061 nucleotides long. Its product is annotated as Glyoxalase/Bleomycin resistance protein/Dihydroxybiphenyl dioxygenase. The transcript has 2 exons. Bases 436 to 858 code for a protein of 140 amino acids. Lineage: Eukaryota; Fungi; Ascomycota; Sordariomycetes; Hypocreales; Nectriaceae. The record is from RefSeq and is a predicted model, not a curated record.
CAACAAUACAUUCCAGCAUGAAUCCACGCGUUUCUCAGCGCUGCAUUUGCGGCGUGACUCAUGCGCGCGUCACAAUUCCCGGCCCUGAGCCAUUAAAGCGCGAGUCUGGCACGAACCCACGUGCAGUUGGAUUGAACAAUUGGACAUUUCCAAUGUUCGGGCCGUCGGCCUGUAAGCCUUGCAGGUCCAUGAGGGGAAGGUCUCUGCGGUGGCGGCGAUAGUCGAACGGGAUAGGCUAUGUUUGAGUUGAAAUCGAAGUAUCAGCCUUGAUGGGCUUCUACGAGAGAGGGGUAACUUAAUACUUAAGGGACAAUCGAUCCCGUAAUGGAAUCAUAACCUCCCUCAACUUACUUUGACAUUUCAAGACAAUUCGAUCUCUCUCAUCCAUCUUACACCCAUCCUCACCCGUUUUCACACCUCAAACCUCUCUCCAUCAUGCCUUUCUCUCACAUUUCACUCCCGGUCGGUGACCACUUCGCCGAGAUGCGAGACUUCUACAAGGCCAUCCUCAAGCCCCUCGGCUACGAGCUCGUGGUCGAGGCCCAUGAACCACACUCGUACUGCGGCUUCGGCACCAAGGGAUCCAACAUCGACUUCUGGCUCGGCGGCGGCUGCACCGACGGCCUACAGAAGUACAACGGCGACUUGAAGGGGCGUGUGGCUCCCGUGCACGUUGCCUUCCCUGGUAAGAACCAGGAGCACGUUGCUGAGUGGUAUGAAGCUGCCAUCAAGGCUGGCGCCACCGACAAUGGAAAGCCCGGGCUCCGCAAGGAGUACAUGGAGGGUUACUACGGAGCAUUUGUUCUCGACCCUCUAGGCAACAACAUCGAAGUUGUCCACGUGACUCGUGAAGCUUAGGUGGUCGUUUUCUUUAGGGUCUCAAUCAGGAUGUCUUGGAAACCGAGAAUGGUUCAGUGUUUAGGGCUUGAUACAAAACAGAUGAAUGUACGGGCAAAGGGUGUACGGUGUUGAAAUUCUGCCAGAAUUGUGUUGCUGGUGCGCGGAGCGUGGGGUGUUGGUAUACAUGUAGCUGUGACAAAUUGACGUUGAUUGAUUCCCCA